Messenger RNA from Punctularia strigosozonata HHB-11173 SS5, 7398 nucleotides. Its product is annotated as ARM repeat-containing protein. Gene Ontology annotation, biological process: protein import into nucleus. Bases 4431 to 7025 code for a protein of 864 amino acids. The record is from RefSeq and is a predicted model, not a curated record. NCBI's taxonomy places the organism in Eukaryota, Fungi, Basidiomycota, Agaricomycetes, Corticiales, Punctulariaceae. Gene Ontology annotation, cellular component: cytoplasm; nucleus. Gene Ontology annotation, molecular function: nuclear import signal receptor activity; small GTPase binding. The transcript has 27 exons.
CCGCGUCCCUCCCUCUCUGGCGGCUGGAUACCCCGGACAACCCUUGGGAUCACCAACUCGCAAUGGAGUCCUACACACAGGCCUCCGUCGGCAACGGCCACCACCUUCGCUCGCCUUACCAUCAGUCGCCCGUCGCCUCGGGCUCGCACCGGCGCCAUGUCUCCAAGCAGCGUUUCUACGCCGAGCUCUCGCAGUGUCUCUACGACUUUGUCAUACAGCUCUUGCCGACGCCGGAAGAGAUGGCCGUCAAGGAAGACGUGCGGAGGCUGCUCGAGCGGCUGAUUCGCACCAUAGAGCCUAACAGCCGCCUAUUAUCCUUCGGGAGCACCGCGAACGGCUUCAGUCUACGCAAUUCUGACAUGGAUCUGUGCUGCCUCAUUGAUUCUGAGAAUCGAUUGCCUGCGAGCGACCUGGUGAACAUGCUUGGAGAUCUGCUGGAGCGUGAAACCAAAUUUCACGUCAAGCCUCUCCCCUACGCCCGGAUACCCAUCGUCAAGUUGUCCCUCGAUCCGUCCCCCGGGCUUCCGUGUGGCAUAGCGUGUGACAUCGGAUUCGAGAAUCGACUGGCUCUCGAGAACACGCGAUUGCUCAUGUGCUACGCCAUGAUCGACCCCGCCCGCGUGCGGACCAUGGUCCUCUUCCUUAAGGUUUGGAGCAAACGGCGAAAGAUCAACUCGCCGUACAAGGGCACGUUGUCAUCUUACGGCUACGUUCUGCUGGUCAUAUAUUUCCUUGUGCACGUCAAGAAUCCGCCCGUGCUUCCGAAUCUACAAUCGAUGCCGCCUCUUCGCCCUAUAUCGCACGAAGAGAGUCAUAUCGGCGAACAUGAUAUCUGGUUCUUUGAUGAUAUAGAUCUGCUUCGCCAACGUUGGAAAUCCUCUAAUACACAAACGGUCGCCGAGUUGCUUUCGGACUUUUACAGGUACUAUGCAAGAGAUUUUCCUUAUUCCUUGGGCGUCGUGUCCGUGAGGGCAGGUCUGGUGAAGAAGGAAGAUAAAGGCUGGCUAACAGAGCUCAGCAGCUAUAAUGAUGCGAGAGAGCCCAACCGGUUCUGCAUCGAAGAUCCGUUCGAGUUGGAUUACAACGUCGCUCGUUGCGUCUCCAAAGAUGGUCUGUACACGAUUCGCGGCGAGCUCAUGCGGGCGUCACGGAUCAUCGGUAACCGCCCGGAUCGCGCCAUAGUCGCGCUUUCUCAGCUUUGCGAAGAACGGCCGGAGGAUGAACCAUUGCGAGCCUCGCCGCCGCCCAAACCGCGCGUACCACAGCGCCUCUCGAACCUUCCGCCACAGACACCGUACACUGUCACGAGCAGCAACCUCCGCCCGGGUGCGGUACCCUUCAAGGGGGACAGCGUGCUGGGGCCCUCCCUCUCACGGCAGCCUACGGAGCCGCUGCCGGAAGUGCCGAUCAGUCCUCCGCCGGAUCAUAUGGGCCCUCAGCGGUUGAAGUGGACGAGCCCGCCGCCGGAGCACGCGCCGGUCGAGGACCGGGUGUCGUUUGAGGAUCGGCUCGGCGAGGGCCUGCUGCUUGCAACGUUGUCGACCGAGGCGCGCGAGCGCUCGACGUCGUACGCGUCCUCGUCGAACAACAGUGAAGUGCUCACGGAUGACGGGGGCACGCCGUCCGACGUUGCGGACCUGGACGAGGUCCGCUCCGUGCGCUCAUACACAGAAGAGUCGUUGCAGCCGCCACUGCUGAACUCGCCCCCGCUCGGCGCGCCGUCGACGUCGUACGAAUCGGAGUCGUCCGCGCACUUACCCGCGCGCCCGCGACCGCCUGCGAACCAGCGCAUGCCUUUCCGCUUCCGCGGGCGGCCCGCGAACCGUCCUGGAGAGGAUGUGCCGGUAUCACAAGCGCCUGUCACGAACCGCGACUUUAGGGCGCUCGUCAACGCUGCGCAGGUGGACCCACCGCGGAGAUCGCUGUCCACGCCCGGACCAGCCUCGCAUCGCCUUUCACUCCCCGUGAUGCCUACGUAUGGGCAUCAGUCUCCACCGUUCCAGUUUCCGGUCCCUCGUGGAGUGGAGAGGGACCCGGCUCCUUCGCAUUCAAACAUAUUCUACGAGACGGGCACCUCGCCGAGGACGCCCGUGCCCGUCGUCAACGCCGUUCCUUACUCGCAUUCUCAAACACCUCCACAACAGCAUCAUCAACCUCAACAUCCAGCAAUUCAAGCACCAACUCAAGCAGGAACAUAUGUAGCAAUGCUCGCGCCAUACUAUCACCAACAGCAACAGCAGCAGCAGCAGCAGUACCUCGCCAGCCUUGCCGCUUCCGCGAACGCAGCGGUUGCGGCUUCGUCUCCGCCGCCGUCGUGGUCUUCCCCGCCGUCGCCAGGGAGACGGCAGGCAGGCACUGCGCUGCACCAUACCCAGCCAACGCGCGGAUACCAGCAGCUUCCGCCGCGAUUGUCGCCAUCGCGCUCGCCAAACUCAUCCGACACCCACACGCCCACCCCGGGCGAUCCAGGUCUGUCGUCCGUGCCCCACAGACGGGCAUCGCACUCGCACACGCAUUCGGCGGCGACGAUCGUCCCGCCGCUCACACCUGGGGCGGCAGCGAGGCGGCCUAUCGUGGAUAUCUCGAGGUCGUCGAGCGCGUCGCCGUCCCGCUCACGGUCCCCGCCGCAGCAUCUCAGCGGCAUCUCGCGCCUUGCCCCGAGCGGCGUGAAGCUGUCGCCGCCAUCACCCUCAACGGUUGCGAAGAACCAAAGUCAAAGUCAAUCCCCUUCCCCGCCGCGGUCGGGAAGCGAGUCGCCGGCGUCGUCGUCUGUGAGCUCGCACUAUCCGCCAUCGUCGCUCUCGUCGCGCUCGAUUUCGCCCGCGUCGCCGUUGCACCGGCCGGCGAGCGGGUUCAACGUCACGCUUCCGCCGAGCGUGGCAGAGGAGGAAGCGUUCUCGCCGUCGGCGUCGCCGACGCCCAAGUCGGAGUAUCCGCCUACACCCGAUACGGCGGUGCCGCCGUCACUGCUGAGCGGGUUCUCCUUGCUGAGUACCGCCGAUGUGGCGGGGGAGAAGCCGACGACGGCGUCGCCUGGUGGUUCCGUCAGCCCAAGCUCGACUGCGGCGUCGACAGUGGUCAUGACGAGGUCAACUUCCACGAUAUCUUCGGCGCCUGGAUCGUCCAGACUCGCAUCUCCAAAUUUGCCUUCGUUGCCAACCGUUGCCCUCAACACCGACUUUCGACAUCCAGUGGACGACAAGCCGUAGGACCCACCGGUGUGACGGAUUUCGAGGGCUGCCUCUGAUUUCACAUCAUGCUGUCCGUGGGGAUGCGCACAAGCUGGCAAGGGAUUUUGACCUUCAGCCACCCCGAAUAGAAGCGGAUAUCCGUAUUCUUUAUCUCGCUUACUUAGGAUCCGUCGUGCAAUUGUCGUGGAUUCUUACCUCAUGAUCGUCUCGCGUAUAUGCUCGGAGCGAACCGUCGUACUGCUCCGACCGGUCCCGCAAGCCACUGGCGCGUUGUCGCGUUACAUUUUAGAUAAUGUACAUGUACGCGCGGGGAAUGGAGCCUGCAGGCGCAUACGAAGCGGUGGGGCUACGGAAAGCGUGUGUGUGAAGGUCAAGGAAGGGCCGCGACAGCACCAGGAUGAGUAGAUUUGGUUUUACUCCUGGGCCGCGAAUGGAUUUGCGAUCUCUUCGAAACCGUCUACGGGGCUGAGCAAGGUGAUGGUGGGACCUCGGAGGACGACGAGACCUAGGGAUCGUGUAUGGGGUUCGGGUUCUGAGAAGUGCUCUUCGACCUCGUCCAGAACGAGAUUGAGCAGCUGGUCGUAGCCUUUCAGUACGCCUGUGACUUCCCGUCCACCGGUGAAUUUGACGCGGAUGCGCUCGUUCGAGUACUUUGAGAGGUCGAGGAUGGCCUCGCGCUUGGGUUUGUCCAUUGUCGGCUGGGGCCCCUGGGGGCCACCGCGCCCUCUACCUGCGCCCCCUCCCAUGCCACCGCGCGCUCCCCUGGGUGCACCACGGCCCCUGUCUGCCAUCGUACGAGAGGUGGAUGUGGUUUUGUUGGGUGGGUCGAGAACUCUGAAAGAUGGCUGUUGAGGGAUUUUCGUGCGAAACCCCCACGCGUCGCGGAUGGUUGGCCGGGGCUCGUCGAGUCAAGCGCUCGCUGCAGAAAAGCGGGCGGGUGGAAUCCCGGUGGAUAUCGACCGACGCGAUAAGGGCGUAGCGAGCGGGAGAUCAGACAGCACUGAAGCACGAGCUGGGGCCGUGUACGUGAUAGAAAAUAGUGUGGCGGAUCAGGCCUUGAACCGAUCCUCCUUGUUUGCGCCGUCCACACUGCCCGCCUUGUUCCCCGACCACCACGACCAGGCCACGCCCCCAACAAAGACCACAAAAUAAUCCGCCCGCCCAUAAAUACACGACGCGAUCGCACACCUCCGCUACUGAGACGACGACCCACGCCCGUCCGGCCCUUUUUCGACGACCAUGAGUGCCCGCGAACUUCUGGAACAUACGCUCUCGCCUGACCAGGCGACGCGUCAGGAUGCUACGCAAAAGCUGGAACAGGCGGCUGCGACCAACUAUCCUGCGUACAUGCUCAUGUUAUCCGCCGAACUCGUGAACGAGAACACGCCGCCGCAUCUUAGGAGCGCCGCAGGUCUCGCGUUGAAGAACGCCCUGACCGCACGCGACGCCACAAGGCAGACCGAUUACGCCAACCGAUGGCUAGGCAUCGAUACUCAAACGAGGGGCAAGAUCAAGCAGGAUGCGCUCAUGUCUCUCGCUUCGCCCCAACAACGAGCAGGAACCGUGGCUGCCCAGUUCGUGGCUGCCAUCGCCGCCGUCGAGCUUCCCCAUGGCCAGUGGCCAGAGCUCAUCGACAUCCUGCUCGGCUUCGUGAACGACGCGACGAAUGUCAACCUUAGGAUAGCUACGUUGGAAGCGAUCGGCUUCGUCUGCGAACAAGUGAAACCGGAAAUCCUCACGCAUCAAUCAAACUCGAUUCUCACCGCCGUUAUUCACGGCGCCCGGAAGGACGAACCGUCUACGGAGGUGCAAAGAGCCGCUGUCACCGCGCUCUUCAACUCGCUCGACUUCGUUCGCGAGAACUUUGAGCGCGAGGGCGAGAGAAAUUACAUCAUGCAGGUCGUCUGCGAGGCGACGCAAAAUCCGAACGUGCAAGUUCAGGUCGGCGCGUUCGAAUGUUUGGUGCGCAUCAUGAGCUUGUACUACGAUAAGAUGACGUUCUACAUGGAGCGCGCGUUGUUCGGGCUUACUGUCCAAGGAAUGAAGUCGAGUGAGGAAUCCGUCGCAUUGCAAGCCAUUGAGUUCUGGUCUACUGUCUGCGAAGAAGAGAGUGAGCUGAACAUGGAAGCUGCUGAGGCUGCUGAGUACGGCGAGAUCCCCGAGCGCGAGUCCAAAUACUUCGCGAAGAUCGCCUUACCCGAGAUUGUGCCCGUCCUCCUUGAGCUGCUCACUCACCAGGACGAGGACGCAGACGAGGACGAGUGGAACGUCGCGAUGGCUGCUGGAACAUGUAUCGGCCUUCUCGCACAAGCCGUGCAAGACGCGAUCGUGCCAGCGGUGAUCCCGUUCAUCGAGCUGAAGAUCCGCGAUCCGGACUGGCACUCGCGCGAGGCGGCCAUCAUGACGUUCGGCUCGAUCCUCGAGGGCCCUGACCCGGCCGUGCUCGCACCGCUCGUGAACCAAGCCCUACCGCUCCUCAUCCAGCUCAUGGCGGACCCGAAUGUGAACGUCAAGGAUACGACGGCGUGGACGCUUGGCAGAGUGUGCGAUCUGCUUGUCACGUCCAUCAAGCCCGACGUUCACCUCCACGACCUCGUAUCGGCGCUCGUUGCUGGCCUGAACGAUAACCCACGAAUCGUGGCCAACUGCUGUUGGGCGCUCAUGAACCUCGCCGAUCAGCUUGGUUCUUACUACGAAGACGAGACACAGGGUGCGACGAGCAACCCUCUGUCGCCAUAUUACCAAGGCGUCGUUGAGGCCCUGUUACGAGUAACAGAAACCGCCGGAAACGAAGCUAACUACCGCACCUCUGCAUACGAGGCCAUCACCUCAUUCAUGACCAACGCGCCUCCGGACGCCAUUCCCGUCGUGCAGAACACCGUGGUCACGAUCCUUAUGCGCAUGGAACAGCUAUUAGGCAUGCAAAACCAGAUCUUGGGAGUCGACGACCGUAACAACUGGAAUGACCUGCAAAGUAAUUUCUGCAGCGUGACUGGGAGCGUUGUUCGCAAGCUGGAGGCGGGCAUCGCACCUCUGUCGGAUCGAAUCAUGACUCUACUCCUCCAGCUCAUGGCAGCUGCUGGUAAAACGUCCACGAUACUCGAAGACGCGUUUCUCGUCGUUGGCACGCUCGCGACAGCUCUCGAGAAGAACUUUGCGCCUUACGUCCAAGCGUUCCUGCAGUUCCUCUAUCCUGCGUUGAAGGCGCACGAAGACACACAAUUGUGCAUGGUCGCCGUCGGUCUUAUCGGCGACAUCUCCCGCGCGCUCGGGGAGCAGAGCACGCCGUACGCGAGCCAGUUCAUGACUGUGCUGCUCGAGAACCUGCAGAGCGAAGUGCUCAAUCGGAACGUGAAGAUUCCGAUCGUGUCGUGCUUCGGCGACAUCGCCCUCGCGAUUGGGCCCUCGUUCGAACCCUACCUCAACACCACCAUGACCGUGUUAGAGCAGGCUGGCUCCCUACAACCGAACCCUCUGGACUACGACUUGCUCGACUACGUCGCGCAGCUGCGAGAAGGUAUUCUCGAGGCAUACACCGGCAUCGUCACUGGUCUCAAGGCGAGUGACAAGGUCAACUUGAUAAUCCCGCACGUUCCGAGCAUCCUCAACUUGAUCCAACGAUGCCUCACGGACGAGGAGAGGACAGACGCCAUCGUGAAGCUUUCUCUUGGCCUCGUCGGCGAUCUUGCGGACGCCUUCCAGAACGGCCAAAUUAAGCAGUACCUGCUCGCCGAGUGGCUAGCGAACGAGCUCCGGUCGAAGGGCCGUAUGCCACCCGAAACGAAGAAGACCAUGCGCUGGGCGAGAGAGAUGGUCAAGCGGGCUACCGCAUAAACAUCGUCGUUCAACCGACGCGCUUGAAUUGGGAUUCUUUCUGUCGUUUUCUUUCUCUUCUCAUCUCCUGUUGUCGACUACCUACGCUAUUGAGCCCGUUGCCCCUCUCAAGGAGGACAUAGCACGGCCUCGCUCUCGCUUAUCUACAUUCGAACCAGAGGUUAAAUGCAAGUUUUUACAUCCGUCACUAGACCCCUCGCUACCCACCGCGCGCCUUGAUUCCGUCAAACUCGCGCUCCUCACAAUGUCACCUGUAUCGAAAAACGUCCUUAGUCUGCAUUUCCAUUGCCAUCCACCUAGUCCUCCUCGGUCCUGCGCUGUAUCUUAACGCGUGUUCUUUGCCCUCCCAAAUAUUCACUUCAUUUGCUACGAC